AUGGACGAGAAGACCAAGAAAGCAGAGGAGGUGGCCCUGAGCCUCAGCCGGGCAGUGGCAGGCGGGGAUGAGCGGGUAGCCAUGAAGUGUGCCAUCUGGCUGGCAGAACGAAGGGUGCCCCUGAGUGUGCAACUGAAGCCUGAAGUUGCCCCAUCACAGGAUAUCAGGCUGUGGGUGAGCGUGGAGGAUGCUCAGAUGCACACCAUCACCAUCUGGCUCAUAGUACGCUCUGACAUGACAGUGGCUUCCCUCAAGGACAUGGUAUUCCUGGACUAUGGCUUCCCUCCAGUCCUGCAGAGGUGGGUGAUUGGGCAGCGCUUGACGAGAGACCAGGAAACCUUGCACUCCCAUGGGGUGCGGCGAAAUGGGGACAGUGCCUACCUGUAUCUGCUGUCAGCCUGCAGCACCUCACUCAGUCGCCAGGAGCUGCAGCGAGAGCGACAGUUACGGAUGCUGGAAGACCUGGGCUUCAAGGACCUCACACUGCAGCCAAGGGGCCCCCUGGAGGCAGCUGUCCCCAAGCCUGGGGCGCCCCUGGAGUCCAGGCAGGGGCAGCUGGAAGCCACACCUGAGACCCCUCAGGUGGGCUGGCAGUGCCCUGGAUGCACCUUCAUCAACAAACCCACGCGUCCUGGCUGUGAGAUGUGCUGCCAGUCUCGGCCGGAGGCCUACCAGGUCCCUGCCUCCUACCAACCAGACGAGGAGGAGCGAGCACGCCUGGCUGGCGAGGAGGAGGCGCUGCGCCAGUACCAGCAGCGGAAGCAGCAGCAACAGGAGGGGAACUACCUGCAGCAUGUCCAGCUGGAUCAGAGGAGCCUGGUGCUGAACGCCGAGCCCACCGAGUGCCCCGUGUGCUACUCAGCACUGGCGCCCGGCGAGGCCGUGGUGCUACGGGAGUGUCUGCACGCCUUCUGCAGGGAGUGCCUCCAGGGCACCAUCCGCAACAGCCAGGAGGCGGAGGUCUCCUGCCCCUUCAUUGACAACACCUACUCGUGCUCGGGCAAGCUGCUGGAGAGGGAAAUCCGGGCGCUACUGACCCCAGAGGAUUACCAGCGAUUUCUGGAUUUAGGUGUCUCCAUCGCUGAAUACCGUAGUCCCUUCAGCUACCACUGCAAGACCCCCGACUGCAAAGGAUGGUGCUUCUUUGAAGAUGACGUCAAUGAGUUCAAGUGCCCCGUGUGUUUCCAUGUCAACUGCCUGCUCUGCAAGGCCAUCCACGAGCAGAUGAACUGCAAGGAGUACCAGGAUGACCUGGCCCUACGGGCUCAGAAUGAUGUGGCUGCCCGGCGGACCACUGAGAUGCUGAAGGUGAUGCUGCAGCAGGGUGAGGCCAUGCGCUGCCCGCACUGCCAGAUCGUGGUGCAGAAGAAGGACGGCUGUGACUGGAUCCGCUGCACCCUCUGCCACACCGAGAUCUGCUGGGUCACCAAGGGCCCUCGCUGGGGCCCAGCGGGCCCGGGAGAUAUCAGCGGGGGCUGCCGCUGCCGGGUGAAUGGCGUUCUUUGUCACCCCAGCUGUCAGAACUGCCACUGA
Chrysochloris asiatica (Cape golden mole) is the source of this 1533-nucleotide messenger RNA. It is a transcript of the gene RBCK1, whose product is annotated as RanBP-type and C3HC4-type zinc finger containing 1. Gene Ontology annotation, cellular component: LUBAC complex. Gene Ontology annotation, molecular function: ubiquitin-protein transferase activity; ubiquitin binding. Gene Ontology annotation, biological process: protein linear polyubiquitination; positive regulation of canonical NF-kappaB signal transduction; proteasome-mediated ubiquitin-dependent protein catabolic process. Lineage: Eukaryota; Metazoa; Chordata; Mammalia; Afrosoricida; Chrysochloridae. The coding region runs from base 1 to 1533 and encodes 510 amino acids. The record is from RefSeq and is a predicted model, not a curated record. The transcript is spliced from 12 exons.